AUGUCGAGCCCAAGCCCACCCCACCACAUCGCCCUCCUAGGCGGCGGGACCAUCGGCCUGUCAAUGCUCGCCCUGCACCUCCGUCGCCCAGACACCAAAGUCACCCUCUACGACCCGCGCCCCGACAUCGAAACCCAGCUCCGCGAAUCCCUCCCCACCUUCCUCACCCUCCCCGACACCACCCCGGACACCCUCCAAGCCCUCUGGACCUCCGUCGCCCACUCCGCCCCUCCAACCGCCCACCUCUGGAGCUCCUCCUCCGGCAUCCCCGCGUCCCAGCAAGCCGCCACGGCCGGCCCCGCCGUCGCAGCCCGCCUGCUCGUCGUCCACCCCUUCAACCCGCCGCACCUGAUGCCGCUCAUCGAGAUCGUGCCGGGCCCGGACACGGCGCUCCCGCGCGUGGACUUCGUCACGGAGUACUUCGGCGCCGUGCCUGGGCCGGCGGGCGUCCGGGGCGCCAGCGACGCGGCGUCGAAGCACUACCGGCCUGUGGUGCUGGGGAAGGAGAUGCCGGGCUUUGUGGGGAACAGGCUUGCGUUUGCGCUGCUGCGGGAGGCGGUGUAUUUGGUCCAGGAGGGGGUGGUCUCCGUGAGGGAUCUGGAUAAGUUGAUGAUGGCCAGUCUGGGGCCCCGGUGGGCGGGCAGUGGGGUGUUUGAGAGCUAUCAUGCCGGGGGUGGGGAGGGGGGCAUUGCGGCGAUUCUCGAGAAGUUGGCGCCGACGAUCGGGGAGGUGUGGCGCGAUUUGGGGCAGAUUGAUUUUUCGGCGGGCAAAGGGGAAGGGAAGGAGAGUGAGAAUGAAGGGUGGAGGGAUGUGGUUGUGAGGCAGACGGAGGAGGCGUAUGGGCCUUCGGUAUCGGUUGAAGAGAGGACGAAGAAGGGGGAGAUGUUGAGGGGGGUGAUUGAUUUGCAGAAGCAGAAUUUGUGA
Penicillium chermesinum is the source of this 924-nucleotide messenger RNA. RefSeq lists its product as uncharacterized. The record is from RefSeq and is a predicted model, not a curated record. Gene Ontology annotation, biological process: fatty acid metabolic process. Lineage: Eukaryota; Fungi; Ascomycota; Eurotiomycetes; Eurotiales; Aspergillaceae. The transcript has 2 exons. The coding region runs from base 1 to 924 and encodes 307 amino acids. Gene Ontology annotation, molecular function: oxidoreductase activity, acting on the CH-OH group of donors, NAD or NADP as acceptor; NAD+ binding.